Nerophis ophidion (straightnose pipefish) is the source of this 5293-nucleotide messenger RNA. It is a transcript of the gene filip1b, whose product is annotated as filamin A interacting protein 1b. The transcript is spliced from 6 exons. The coding region runs from base 2321 to 5266 and encodes 981 amino acids. The record is from RefSeq and is a predicted model, not a curated record. NCBI's taxonomy places the organism in Eukaryota, Metazoa, Chordata, Actinopteri, Syngnathiformes, Syngnathidae.
GAAAAACCGAGUGGAGAAGUUGGAAUGUCAUUAUGGAUCAGCCAUUCCUGCCAAGGCACUGCAGGCCCUGCAGCGGGACGGCUUCGUAACCCACGAUGGCGGCUGUAUGGAUGACGUGUACGAGAAGCCGAUGGCCGAGGAGCACUCUGCUGUGUUUAACUCAUCGAGUUUGCCCUGGACUUCUUCCAUGUACCAGUCUCCAUCAGAGCCCUGGUAGCCAAGUACUUUGGAGACCUCCAGUUGUGCUGCACUCAUCAGGACUUCACAACAGGCUGGCAACAGCUGGAAGUAGGCAUCGCCAUGGGAUGUUCAAUCUCGCCCAUCCUGUUCGUUGCAGCCUUCGAGAUCAUCCUCAUAGGGUCUAGGAAGAUGGUCGGAGGAGUGAAACUGCCUUCCGGAAAGAGGCUACCAUCAGUGAGAGGCUACAUGGAUGAUAUCACCACCAUACUUCAGACAGCAGCCUGUACAACAAGACUGCUGAAGAGGAUCGACGAGCUUGAGGGGUGGGCGAGGAUGAAGAUCAAACCCUCCAAAUCACGUAGUCUGUCGAUCAGGAAAGGAGUCAGAAGUGACAACACAGUCUUUGUCGCAGGCGGUGAGAACAUCCCAUUGCUGGCAGAUCAACCUCUUCGUAGCCUGGGUCGCACCUACACAGCAGAGCUCUCUGACAGGCAGAUGGAGGAGACGGUGAGGAAGCAGCUUGCAGAUGGCCCGGCCAAGAUCAACCAAAGCCAACUCCCUAGGAAGUACAAAGUAUGGUGUUACCAGUUCAUUCUGUACCCAAAGGUGAUGUGGCCACUGAAGAUGAGCGAAAUCCCCUCCUCAGUGGUAAGCAAGAUGGAUGGACUGGCAAACUCGUUCAUCAGAAAGUGGCUGGGACUACCAAGGUGCCUCUCAGACGUAGGCUUCUUUGGUAGGAACUCGCUUCAACUACCACUGCGAUCCAUCAGCCUGGGAUACAAGCAAGAGAAGGCUCGGCUGGUGCUGGAGCUGAGGGAAUCCACUGACCAGCUGGUGAGAGCAGCGGGCACCCAGAUAAGAAUAGGGAGAAAGUGGAAAGCCCAAGUAGAGGUCGACACGGCAAUCUGCAGGCUGAAGCACCGUGAAGUGGUCGGCAGAGUUCAGGAAGGCAGAGCAAGCCUUGGUAGUGGCAAAGCUCCCUUGUUCUGGUCAAAAGCUUCCAAAAAAGACCGGCGCGCCAUGGUGGUGGCAGAAGUGGCAAGAACUGAGCAGGAACGCCUAAACAUCAAAGCAGUGUCCCAGGGCCAGCAAGGUCAUUGGACAUCGUGGGAAGGUCUCACAGACAGGUCGAUGUCCUGGUCUGACCUGUGGAAGAUCCCCCAAGCCAGGCUCAGCUUCCUGAUCAGAGCAACUUACGACACCUUGCCUUGUCCCCGAAACCUCCACCAAUGGUUUGGUGCCUAGGAGACCUGUCCCCUCUGCAACACCAUCAAUGCAAACCUCCAGCACAUCCUGUCAGGCUGCAUGACAGCGUUAUCGCAAGGCCACUAUAGAUGGCGACACGACCAUGUCUUGAGGAAGCUGGCAGAGGUGUCAGAGACCUGCAGAAAGGAGGCGAAUAGCAGACCUUCCGUUCCAACCAAACAUCGGAUCCAGUUCGCAAGGGCUGGAGAGGUUGCCAAACCCCCCACCAGAGAUCUACAGCGAGACUUCUCUCACCAGGAAAUGAGUGGAGCAUGAGGGUUGACCUGGGGAAGCAGCUCCAGUUCCCCAGGGAGAUCGUCGAAACAUCGCUACGGCCAGACCUGGUCUUCUGGUCAGAGGCUUGCAAGAUGGUUCUUCUGGUCGAGCUCACUGUCCCAUGGGAGGGAGGGUUGGAGGCUGCUUAUGAGCGGAAGCGAGCCAAGUACUCUGACCUGGCAGCAGAGUGCAGGGAGGCUGGCUGGAAAGCCAUCAUCUGGCCUGUGGAAGUGGGGUGUAGGGGCUUCGUUGGUUCCUCAACUGCCCGCCUUCUCCGAGACAUUGGAUGCACAGGAGCGGGGCAUCGGAAAGCCAUGAAAGAGCUGGCGGAGGAGGCGGACAAAGGCAGCUUCUGGCUGUGGCUAAGGAGGAACAAUAAAAGUUGGGGUGCAAACACCGAGGGCAUCAGCAGGGGGUGGGAGAGAGACAUCCCUGCCAUCGCUCCGCCACCAUGAGAUGUUCUGGGGUUAAAGGAGCGAAACGUUAAUGAAUGGUGGUCCCCAGCUGAUGUCCCAUUUAUGCCCACUGAGGUGUUCAGUGGGGUGUCACAGCACACCUGUCAAAGGCACUGGAGGAGCUGCAGCGUCUUGAGGACAAACAGAAAGAGACGUACCGCCGCAUGUUGGAGCAGCUGCUGCUGGCCGAGAAAUGGCAUCGCCGCACCGUCAUGGAGCUUGACAGCGAAAAGUGCAAGCACGCCGACUUCAUCAACAAAAGUGACGACUUCACCAACCUGUUGGAACAGGAGAGAGGGAGGCUCAAAAACCUGCUAGAGCAGGAAAAGGCUUAUCAAACUCGUAAGGAAAAAGAGCACAGCAGGCGCCUGGAGAUGAUCAGUGCGGAGUUGGUCAAGCUCAAGUCAUUCGCCCUCAUGUUGGUGGACGAGCGGCAGCUCCACAUGGAGCAGCUGGCCCUGCAGAGCCAGAAGGUCCAAGAGCUUGCUCAGAAGUCAAAAGAAAAAGAGCAGCGGUUGGCAGCAGUCACUGACGCUGCCAACAAAGACAGCCAGAAGGUCCUCAAGCUUAAGGCCGAAUUGGAGCACAGAGUGGCCACAUCUAAACUGGAGCAUGAGGAGAUGGCCGCUAAACUUUCCAACCAAGAGUCACAAAGUCGACAUCUGCGAUUGAGGCUAGCUGGACUUGAGGGCAAGAUUGAAGAGCUGGAGGAAAGCAACAAGCUUCUGCAGAAAUCUGAGGAAGAGUUGCAGGAGCUGAGAGAAAAGAUCAGCAAAGGUGAGUGUGGGAGUUCCUCCCUUAUGGCUGAGCUGGAAACUCUCCAGAAGAAGGUGCUGGAGAUAGAAGGUAAAGAUGAAGAGAUAACCAAGAUGGAGACUCAGUGCAGGGAGCUUCAAAAGAGGCUGCAGGAUGAGGUGAAUGUCAGCAAGGAGCUAAGGCUAGAAGUGGACAAGCUGCACAAGAGAAUGGUUGACUUAAAGAAACUUGAAGGUGCUUUUGGCACGAGCCAGACAGAUUGUUCCAUUCUCCGCACAAACCUGGAGAAAGAGAAACAUGUUGUGACAGAAUUGGCCAACGAGCUGGAGAGGAUAAAGGAACGACUUAAAGAACUGGAGUCUGCGGAGGCAAAGUUUGGGAAAGCAGAGAUGAUCCUUAAAGAUGAUCUCAUGAAGCUCAAGUCCUUCACUGUCAUUUUGGCAGAUGAAAGGAAAAAUAUGGCGAACAAAUUGAAACAGGAAGAGCAGAAAAGUAAAGAUUUAAGUACAAAAUACAAAGCAGAGCAAUGUAAAGUUAUGGAGGUCACAGAGAAGCUGAUUGAAGAGAGCAAAAAACUUCUCAAAGUCAAAUCUGAGAUGGAGCUCAAAGUAACAAGUAUGACAGAGGAGAAAGACAAAUUAACAAGUAAACUGACAAGCGAGGAGGAGAGAUGUCGGCAGCUCAACAGGAAGUUGUGUGGGAUGAAAAAAACAAUGGACAAGCUGGAGGAGACGGAGAGGGCAAGGACAAAUAAACAAUUGGAUGAUGAUAACAGAAUAAAAGAGCUAACACUAGAAGUUGGCAGCCUCAGAAGCCGCCUCAUGCUACUGGAGGAUGUACAGGGUGAUUUAAUGAAGACCGAGGAUGAAUAUGACCUGCUGGAAAAAAAGUUAAGGUCUGAACAGGACAAAGCCAACUCCCUCUCCAAACUUGUAGAAGAAAUGAAAAGUCAAAUGGUCAGGAGCAAAGCUGUAGACAAAGGAGCAGUCACGGGUUCGGAGGUCGAGCUAAGAAUGCGUUGCAAAAAGGAAGAGGCAAAGAGUAGAGAUUUAGAAGUGGAUAUUCAGGCCUUGAAAGAGAAGAUCCAUGAGCUGAUGACCAAAGAAGAUCAGCUUGCCCAGCUGCAGGUAGAUUAUUCCAUCCUUCAGCAAAGGUUACUGGAGGAGCAGGAAAGGAGAAAGAGUACUAGUCAAGAAGUGACCAACCUCAGCCAGGAACUGGAAGCCAACAGGAGAUAUGGUCGUGCCUUGAGGCCCGGAAUGAAUGGAAGGAGGAUGGUGGACGCUGCACUUACGUCCACGGCUGUGCAGACUGACGUGUUGGCCAGUGAGUCUGUUGAUGAUGACACAGCGGCAGGCUUCAUCCGAAAGUCAGUCCUGGAAGAGAAACACCUCAUGAACAAUCUAAGGCAGCAGGGUCUUAAACAGCCCAGCGUUCUAGAACGUUACCCACCAGCGUUGGCAGAAGCUCAGGCCAGGAGGUCCUGGACACCGUGGAUGAAGAAGAGAGAGGCCAUCCCUGUCAAGAGCACCACUCCCGAGAGGGUAAUAUUUCCCUCUACUGUGGUGUCCACAUCCCAAAAGUCAGGCCAGCCGCUUCACAUUCGGGUAACCCCUGACCCUACCAACAGUAUCGCCACCUUGGAGAUCACCAGGCCACGACCUGAGGACUCCUUCUCCCGUACCACCAUCAUCCCAGCUCUUGGCCUUCAGAAACCUGGCAUAACCAUCUUUCCAAAGGCUACAGGUGUGACGGCAGAAACCAAAGCCUGCGACAUGCCUGAUCGGGCCAUGUCACCGGUUACUAUAACAACAAUUUCUAGAGCAAAAAGUCCUAACAAAAGUAAUUCUGAGGAUCGCCAGCCAGCGGUGUCCAUCAUUACAGUCAGCACAAGCCCCUUAACAGAAGCACAUGCUUCACCAGAAGGUUGUGGAAUGACCUCGGGCACCGCGUCGGUCAGAAAUUACAACAACAUUGUGACAACAGAGGACAAAAAAAUUCACAUCCAUCUGAGGCCCUUGGACAACCGUGUGAUUCCUAUGGGGACAGUCGUGCGCUCCCCCCACCAACCCUCAAGUGGGAGCAAAAUGACCAGCAGUUUAACCAUCACACCUGUCACCACGGCAACGUGCAGGCCAACACAGUCUGCGCCUGCUUGGGAGCUUCAGUCAACUCGGGCUACCACUACAUGCCUCCCAUUGUCAAAGGCUUUGACAGUCAGUAGCAAAGUGCCAGGAGUCUCCACGGCAGCGAGGUCAGAGUCACGUGAGAGUCAUCUACUGAAAAUCAAAGUGAGGAAGGAGCCUUCUGCACAUGGAGGUUUGCAGGGACACUGUUUGAUGACGAUUUCCUAAUAAAAAUCUAUACAAUUUUUACAACAA